This is a messenger RNA of Arachis stenosperma, 1639 nucleotides long. RefSeq lists its product as uncharacterized. The record is from RefSeq and is a predicted model, not a curated record. The coding region runs from base 307 to 1083 and encodes 258 amino acids. NCBI's taxonomy places the organism in Eukaryota, Viridiplantae, Streptophyta, Magnoliopsida, Fabales, Fabaceae. The transcript has a single exon.
UCAGGUUCCUAUAAUUCUUUUAUAUUUUUCAGUUCAUAGAUCUGUGUUUAUUAGUAGACACAGACACUCCCUUUGGUUUUGCCUCAACUUUUGUAUUUUCUUGGAGAACAGAAACAGUACACCCUAUAUAAUGAUAAUUUGUUUGAACUAUUCUUGUAAUUUCAAGGUGCAAGAAGGGCAAUAUAGUCAUAAAGAAUAAUAUAAUAUAUCUUGUAUUAUCUACCAUGCUUUGACAAAUCUACUUCUGCUAAUACAGUUCCAAAACCACUUUAAGCUUAUUUUUCCAAAGCAUUUUUUUUUGUAUUAAUGGAAGCAGAGACAGUGUUGAAGCUCUUUGAUUCUUGCUGGUUUGGGAUUCAAGACAUGAAGGAACAAGAACCUUGUUCAUCAAGUUCUCAUGAAAACACAAAUCAUCAAACCAAAGAAGGAAUAUCAGAAUCCGAAGAACCGAUGCUUUUGCGCAGCCAAACUAUUCAUACAAGGUCUAUGAGCGACCAAUUGGGCAACAUGACAUGCUCCAUGCAUGAUGAUUCUAGUUCCCCAGAGCUUGACAUGUUGCCAUCAAAGCUUCAAACCAUUCUUUCAGGAAAAGAUAUCAUGGACACUGAACAUGGUGAAAGGAAAGCACAGGUGCAAGUGCAACUUGAAGGGUUUCCUAAUAAGAAGAAGAACAACAACAACACAAGCAGAGGAAGGAAGAAGAAGAGAAGGGGAAGCAAGAGUUUAUCAGACCUUGAAUUUGAGGAGCUUAAAGGGUUUAUGGAUCUUGGCUUUGUUUUCUCAGAGGAAGACAAAGAUUCAAGCUUGGCUUCAAUCCUUCCUGGUUUGCAAAGGUUAGGGAAGAAGAGUGUCAAGAAUGAGGAAGAUGAGGAAGAAGAAGAUGAUGAUGAUGAUGAAGAAGAUGAGGAGAAUUGUGAUAAGGCUCCAGUUCCAAGACCUUACCUUUCAGAAGCAUGGAAGGUACAUAAGAAAAAGAAAGAGAACCCUUUGAAGAAUUGGAAGGUUCCUGCUUUGAACAAUGAAAAUGACAUUAAAGAUAGCCUCAAGUUAUGGGCUCACACUGUUGCUUCCAAUGUCAGAUGAUAAUGAAUAAAAUAAACUUCAUGGUUCAACUUCAAGUAUUUUCUGUCUCACAUAUUUCAGAUUAUAACUUUGAAAAUUUUGUUCAAUAUUUUUGGUUAAUGCAGUUUCCCUUCCUAUUUCAUUCACUUCCUACUUCUCUAUGUUGUUGAACUCUUCUACUUCUGAAAUUUGCUGAGUUCCACACUUCACAAACUUGGAAAUAUAGACAAAAAGACUAGGUCAUGGUCAUGGGGCAAUUUAUGUAGGAAUAGAACCAAUGGCAGGCCUGAAUAUUGUACUGUUUGAAAUAAGGAUAACUUAAAAGGACUCAGGCUACAGCCUACAGAGCUUUCAGCUUUGUUUACUUUUUCGCUUGCUAAGGUGAAGGACUUACAGUUACAUUACAGUGAUAGAUAUUUAAUUUAACAGCCUGUGUUCUAAGGUAAAAAGUAAUAUGUUACCAUGCUAUGUGAAGAAGACUAAAGAAGCAGAAAUGAUUUUAUUGUUAUAGCAUGUAAAACAUUGUGGUAAAACAAUAAUUAGCAUGAAUCAUUACAAGCUGAUUGGCAGAACUAUA